AUCUGGCGAAACCGUAUUCCUUGUGCCCAGCUCCAAGAAGUGAACGAUUUCCCUCAGUUUCCCUCGACCCGUAACACGGGUGAGCUACAGCAUUGCACUACUUUGCCGGCAACAGUCCUUAACCAGGAGAGCCUUGCAGUUUUGAGGACCAUUCCCAAUCUCCAGUCGUACACCGCGACCUUUAACAAGUUCAAGAACACCAACAACAACCUCGGCCUCUGGAUUAACAUUGGGUGGAUGACCUCAACCAUUCUGGAGGCAAUUAUGGGCGAUUUUGAGGUCCGAUACGGAUUUUACAACAGCAACACCAACCUGUUUUAUUUCGCCUAA
This is a messenger RNA of Linnemannia hyalina, 330 nucleotides long. The record is from the annotation of a GenBank genome assembly. NCBI's taxonomy places the organism in Eukaryota, Fungi, Mortierellomycota, Mortierellomycetes, Mortierellales, Mortierellaceae.